Messenger RNA from Rhododendron vialii, 1088 nucleotides. RefSeq lists its product as uncharacterized. The transcript has 7 exons. The record is from RefSeq and is a predicted model, not a curated record. NCBI's taxonomy places the organism in Eukaryota, Viridiplantae, Streptophyta, Magnoliopsida, Ericales, Ericaceae. The coding region runs from base 52 to 645 and encodes 197 amino acids.
AUCAUUAGCUUCGAGGAGAGGAGAGGAGAGGAGAGGGAGAGAGAGAGAGCGAUGAAGAAGCUGGCGAGAAAAUGGAAGAAAUCGGGCGAUGGAGAUGGGGACGACGACCGACUCUCUCUUCCCACUCGCGACGAUUUCCAUCCCAUUGACACCCAAGAGCAAGAGGAGUUGGUUCGGUCGCUCGAAAAGAAUCAAGCUCAACAUUCUCGUUUAUGGAGGGGAGUGUUUGCAGCCAUUCUGUGUUGUUACUCUGGGUUUCUCAUCUACUCAAUCUAUCAACAGGCUUUGUCUCCUUGGGAACUGCGUUAUCAUGCUUACUUCAUGGAGGAGGUUGACUCAUGGAUCGUGAUAUCUGCAGAUUGGGCAGCUGUUGCAGCGUGUUCAAUAGCUAUUGCUGGGCUACUUAUUGAUUCAAAAUAUCACAGAAGAUGGCUUUGGUAUUCCUGCUUUGGUGGCCUUUCUGUGGCUGUAUUCUGGUUGUAUCACAUGUCGAGAUUGCCGAGGUUCAGGUGGGAUGUUGUCUGGCUACCCUUGGGGCCUCUAUGUGGAGCUGGAAUUUGCCUGUAUGUGGACCAUCUGCUUGACGAGUCAUCUGAAGAAGUAAAAAAGCUUCGAGGCUACAUGUAUGCUUAUAAAGCGAUGUAGAAGUCUUCCAACCUAUACAGAAAGGAACGAGGUAGAUAGGUGCGGUCUAAUAGUCACUGUGGUUUUGGGAAAUGACAUGUAAAUCUCAUGGUUCACGAAUGGUUAACGUGCAAUCGGUUUGUACAGAUAAGGAAACCUGUGUUCUCAUCUUCAAUUCUGCUGCUGCAGAUUGGCUAGUCAAGUAUUUUUCCUUUGGUGCAUGCGAAAAUGCAAAAGCUUCUUCUGCAAUAGGGAUACACGUUUGUUUGGUUGAUGUCCUGUUUCCCCAUCUUCCUCAGCUGGGAUCACUUUUGAUUGUAACAGUUAGCAUCACGACUUCUUGAACCUCUGUGUAUUUCUCGAAAAAUUCUGGGUGUCUACCAGUGCUUCCAGACAAGAUGAGCUGGCUGGCAAGCAGGGUUGCUCAAUGAUUGGGCUUAAGAAUAAGGUUGCACUUGGUUGCA